Oryza brachyantha (malo sina) is the source of this 1631-nucleotide messenger RNA. RefSeq names its product dnaJ homolog subfamily B member 1-like. Gene Ontology annotation, cellular component: cytosol. Lineage: Eukaryota; Viridiplantae; Streptophyta; Magnoliopsida; Poales; Poaceae. Gene Ontology annotation, molecular function: protein-folding chaperone binding. Bases 417 to 1439 code for a protein of 340 amino acids. The record is from RefSeq and is a predicted model, not a curated record. The transcript is spliced from 3 exons.
CCCAGCUCAUGCACGCCAAAUAAAGAAGCUAGAGAUGAGCAAACCCAGCAAAAGCUUUGCUGUCAAUCGCCAUUGUUAUCUUGCCUCCGAUCAAUCGAUCGAUCGACAAGACCGCUGUGCAAUGAUCCAAUCACUACGUACGCACCUUCUUCAACCUCUCGAUCGCAUUGGUCGAUCAAAUGCUGUGUAGCUUCAAGCUCGGGAGCCUCCUCCUCCUCUGGACAUCCCUCACGCGAGCGCUGCUCUCCUUCAUCAUCUCGCAUUUCCUCUGGUGACCUGUCGAUCAAUCGUAUCCAUCCGCCAUUGAUCCGAUCAACGCAUGCAUGUGUAACUAGAAUCUCGAGAGGGAGGGAGGGCCGGGAGGGGUGCAUUUGCCAUUGAUCUUGUCAUGCAUCUUCACCAUUCUUGUGGGAUCGAUGGACUACUAUGACAUCCUCGACGUCGACCGGAGCGCCACCGACGACGACCUCCGGCGGGCCUACCGCCGCCUCGCCAUGCGGUGGCACCCCGACAAGAACCCUAACGCCAAGAUGGAGGCCGAGGCCAAGUUCAAGGACAUCACCGAAGCGUACAAUGAUCAAUGGAAUCGUCAGGUGCUCAUCGACGGCGGGAAGAGGGCGCUGUACGACCAGUACGGGGAGGAGGGGCUCAGGGCCGGUGGCGCGCCGCCGACGCACCACGGCGGCGCCGACGACACCUUCGCCGAGUUCUUCGGGAGCACGCCGUUCACGUACUGCAGCACGGGCGCCGGCAACAGCGCGCGCGCCAAGCAGCAGGCGGCAUGGGACGCCGGCGGCGGCGGCAGCUUCUUCCGUGACCCCGGUGGCGCGACGACGACGGUGGCGCCGCCGCCGCCGCCGGUGGAGAGCAAGCUGGCGUGCACCCUGGAGGAGCUCUACGUCGGCGUCACCAAGAAGAUGAAGAUCUCCCGGAACGUCGUCGACGGCAGCGGGAGGAUGAAGACGGAGUCGGAGAUACUGUCGAUCGAGGUGAAGCCGGGGUGGAAGAAGGGGACCAAGAUCACGUUCCCGGGGAAGGGCAACCAGCAGUGGAGCCAGCUCCCCGCCGACCUGGUGUUCGUCGUCGACGAGCGGCCGCACGACGUGUACCGCCGCGACGGCAACGACCUGGUGGCGGAGGCCCGGGUUACGCUCGCCGAGGCGCUGGGCGGCACGGUCGUCGUCCUCGCCACGCUCGACGGCCGCGAGCUGGCCGUGGACGUGGGACGCGGCGGCGGCGGCGGCGGCGAGGGCGACGACGGCGCCGCCACCCCCGUGGUGUAUCCCGGGUACGAGAUGGUGGUGCCGGCGGAGGGCAUGCCGAUCGCCCGCGAGCCCGGCCGCCGCGGCAGCCUGAGGAUCCGGUUCGACGUCGCGUUCCCAGAGCGGCUGACGCGCCGGCAGCGCGCGCGGAUCAAGCGCGUCCUCGAGACGUGCUAGCGCGAUGCCGCUACUAUGGCUGGAGGCGGGAAAAAAAUGCUUUUUUGCUCAACCACGCGGGUAGUGUUUGUACAUGUAUUAUACUCACAACUAACGAUCGACAUGUGUACAAGUAUAUUAUAGUUAAAAAGAUGGUUAUGAAAACGAGAAAAUGAUAUAAUCUUUGUGUUAUAUUAUAAACUAUUUUGGCUC